AUGAUACGAAGAAAAUACGAGUUGGUGUUGCGAGGAUCAAAUCGAGGAAUUUGGGUUGAUGAUGAUGAAAUUGAAGAAGAAGGGGAUCUGAAGACGACGAAGAAGAAGAACAUAUCAUCUUCUUUCCGUUACCAGUCGUGCUUUACAGACGAGACCCAUAGUCUCUUAAUUUCAUUCGGAGACGGUGGUGGCAAUAGCAGCAGGCGGCAGCGAUGGUGUCGGAGCUCCACAUUAGCAACGACAACGGGCGGUAAUGGCAGCUUCGCUGCUUCCAUUUCCUGUUCCGACAAGCUCGAUGAUGAUGGAGGCGAACGGAGCUGGGUAUGGUGGAUGGAAGAAGUAGCAGUGACGACGAUAUUUGUUGGUGGAGGAAAGAGCUCCAGCGGUAGGGGGCUGGUCCGACAACCUUAUGAUACUUCGUCCUUGUUUAGGCUCACCGGGAAAGACAAGGGUCGAGAUGGAGUAGGAUAUGGGAUGAGGUUUGAUGGUGAUUCACGGUGA
This is a messenger RNA of Lactuca saligna, 501 nucleotides long. NCBI's taxonomy places the organism in Eukaryota, Viridiplantae, Streptophyta, Magnoliopsida, Asterales, Asteraceae. The record is from the annotation of a GenBank genome assembly.